This is a messenger RNA of Diversispora eburnea, 1701 nucleotides long. The record is from the annotation of a GenBank genome assembly. Lineage: Eukaryota; Fungi; Glomeromycota; Glomeromycetes; Diversisporales; Diversisporaceae.
AUGCACCGUGCUUCAUUAUUUUUUAACAAGUCUUCACUUGCUCAAUUUCCAACACGUCUAGCCAUAACGUCUAAAAAUGCUAGGAAAACUAUGUUAUCACGUUAUUAUGCUACUCACAAAGAACUUAAAUUUGGCGUUGAGGGACGUGCUUCCUUAUUGCAAGGCGUUGAUAUACUUGCUAAAGCAGUUGCCAUUACAUUAGGGCCUAAAGGGCGCAACGUGAUAAUCGAACAAUCUUACGGAAGUCCAAAAAUCACAAAAGACGGUGUCACGGUCGCUAAAAGUAUAACACUUCAAGAUAAAUUUGAGAAUCUUGGGGCCAGAUUGGUUCAAGACGUCGCAAACAAAACAAACGAAGUGGCAGGAGAUGGUACAACUACAGCUACAGUUCUCACUCGCGCAAUUUUCGUCGAAGGCGUUAAAAAUGUUGCAGCAGGUUGUAAUCCAAUGGAUCUUCGUCGAGGUGUUCAAUUAGCCGUUGAUGCAAUUGUUAAAUUCUUGAGGGAAAAAAGUCGUGUAAUUACCACAAGUGAAGAAAUUGCCCAGGUUGCUACAAUUUCAGCUAAUGGCGAUACUCAUGUUGGUCAACUCAUUGCUAAUGCUAUGGAAAAAGUUGGAAAGGAAGGAGUCAUUACCGUAAAGGAAGGAAAGACUAUCGAUGAUGAACUUGAAAUAACUGAAGGAAUGAAAUUUGAUCGCGGAUAUAUCUCACCAUAUUUUAUAACCGAUGCAAAAGCUCAAAAGGUUGAACUCGAAAAACCCUUGAUCGUUUUGUCCGAAAAAAAAAUUUCUGUUUUACAAGAUAUCCUUCCAGCUUUGGAAUCUUCAGCUCAACAACGCAGACCACUUCUGAUUAUCGCUGAAGACAUUGAAGGAGAAGCUUUGGCUGCAUGCAUAUUAAAUAAAUUACGCGGCAAUAUUCAAGUCGCUGCUGUCAAAGCCCCGGGUUUUGGAGAUAAUCGAAAAUCUAUUUUGGGUGAUUUGGCUAUUUUAACGGGAAGCACAGUUUUUUCUGAUGAGUUGGAUAUUAAACUUGAACGAGCAACACCAGAUUUAUUCGGAACAACAGGAUCGGUUGUAAUUACCAAAGAAGAUACCAUCCUUCUUAACGGAGAAGGUUCUAAGGAUCAGAUUAAUCAUCGGUGUGAACAAAUCCGCGCUACCAUCAAUGACCCAUCCACAUCAGAUUAUGAAAAAGAAAAACUUCAAGAGCGUCUUGCUAAAUUAUCAGGAGGAGUUGCAGUAAUUAAAGUGGGAGGCGCAUCAGAAGUUGAAGUUAGUGAGAAAAAGGAUCGAUUCGUUGACGCCUUAAAUGCCACACGUGCAGCGGUUGAAGAAGGCAUUGUUCCUGGAGGUGGUAUAGCGCUCUUGAAAUCUAUCAAGUGCUUAGAUUCAUUUAAAACCAACAAUUUCGAUCAACAAUUAGGUGUAAGUAUUAUUAAAUCGGCACUCCAAAAACCAGCACGAACAAUUGUUGAUAAUGCUGGAGAAGAAGGUGCAGUCAUUGUAGGAAAAUUGUUAGAAGAUCAUAUAAACGAUUUUAAUUACGGUUAUGAUGCAGCCACUGGUGAAUAUGGAGACUUGAUUUCUCGUGGUAUUGUAGACCCAUUGAAGGUUGUUAGAACAGCACUUAUUGAUGCUUCUGGAGUAGCAAGUUUAUUAACGACAACAGAGUGUAUGAUCACGGAAGCUCCUGGUUAG